Molecule: messenger RNA, 246 nt
Organism: Necator americanus (New World hookworm)
Lineage: Eukaryota; Metazoa; Nematoda; Chromadorea; Rhabditida; Ancylostomatidae
Exons: 2
Coding region: 1-246 (81 amino acids)
Source: RefSeq, a predicted model, not a curated record
AUGGAAAUCUCACUUUGGAAGAUCUACACCGCUCUAAACGGUCUUAUGACAUCGAUAACGAUAUUCUAUCACGUGUUCAUACUUUCCGAUCGACUGACAUCAGCUUGUGUUAUCAGCCGAUGUAAGGAGACAAAGUGCAUGGAAAAUGUGACAGCCAGCGCACCUUCGCAAAUCAAAGGUCAACUUACUGGUGGACUCGCAUUCCUUGCUGUGUCCAGAAUUAGGGCUCUAACCGAGACCGCAUAA